Molecule: messenger RNA, 1269 nt
Organism: Elephantulus edwardii (Cape elephant shrew)
Lineage: Eukaryota; Metazoa; Chordata; Mammalia; Macroscelidea; Macroscelididae
Product: ribosomal biogenesis protein LAS1L-like
Exons: 7
Coding region: 1-1269 (422 amino acids)
Biological process (GO): maturation of LSU-rRNA; maturation of 5.8S rRNA
Cellular component (GO): preribosome, large subunit precursor; Las1 complex
Molecular function (GO): endonuclease activity
Source: RefSeq, a predicted model, not a curated record
AUGGGCCGGCCGGUCACUUCUAGCGGGCAGUGUUCAUCGUCCUUCCUCGUUCCUGGGGCCCCACGUUUGGGCGCCAAUUAUGCCCCGGCCAGCGGGGACAUUCAACGUGAAGCUGUACUGGAUGCUUUUCUGGAUGAUGGCUUCCUCAUCCCCACAUUUGAGCAGUUGGCUGCCUUGCAGAUAAACUAUGAAGAAAAUGUGGACUUGAAUGACAUCCUGGUGCCAAAGCCGUUCUCUCAGUUCUGGCAGCCCCUGCUUAGGGGCUUGCACUCUCAGACCUUCACACAGGCCUUGCUGGAGAGGAUGCUCUCUGAGCUGCCAUCCUUGGGGGACAGCGGGAUCCGGCCUACCUACAUCCUCAACUGGAUCAUUGAACUGAUCGUGGCCAACACCAAGACUGGACGAAAUGCCCGCCGGUUUUCUGCAAGCCAUUGGGAAGUAAGAAAGAGCUGGAGACUGUUCAGCUGCCCUACCUCACUUGAUUGGCCUCGAGUAGUUGAGUCCUGUUUAGGCUCACCUUGCUGGGCCAGCCCCCAACUCCUUCAGCUUAUCUUCAAAGCUAUGGGGUCAGUCCUACCAGACGAAGACCAGGAGAAACUGCUGCACAUCUGCUCCAUUUACACUCAGAGUGGAGAAAACAGCCUGGUGCAGGAGGAGUCAGAGGCCUUCACAAUCAGGAAGACCCCAUAUACACUAGAUAGUCUGUACUGGAGACUUGAACCUCCUGGCUCCAGCUUUGGAUCUGAAGGAAAAGACAAGGCCCAGGACCUGGGUAGCUUUAAUGAUGAUAAAGAAAAGAAGGAUGAGAACUUGGGAGAUCACACAGAGGAAGCAGAAGAUGAUGACCAUGAGAAAGAGGAACAUGAUGAUGAAGAAGAUAGAAUGGAAGUGGGGCCUUCCUCUACAAGGGAGGAUUCCCUCACUGCUGAAAUUUCCAGUCUCCUGGCCCAAAAAAGAGGAGCUUUGCAGGGCUCUGUGUGGCAAGUUAGCACAGAAGAUGUACAGUGGGUCACAUUCCCAUUUGGCCAAAUGCCAGGUCAGACUGAAGACCCAGCGGAGCUUAUGCUAGAAGAUUAUGACACCAUGUAUCUUUUGGAUCAGCCUGUGCUAGAACAACGGCUGGAACCUCCAAUAUGCAAGACUAGCACCGUGGGCUCAAGCUGUGGCAUCGGCAAUGCCAACUGCAGCAAUAGCAGGAACAACUUCGAGGGCCUUCUGUGGAACCAAGGGCAGCUACAUGGACUCAAAACUGGCCUGCAGCUCUUCUGA